AGCAAGUGAUAAUCGGACCUGUGAAACAAUUCAAUCGAGAUUCAGAUGUGGACACGGUGGGGUUAAAAACGGACGUGCUGAAUCCUCGUCACGAGCGGAAAGCGUUGCGAUCGCCGUGUGAAAAUGCGUGCGAGGAGGACAGCGGAGUACCACGAGGAACCUUGGGCACCGAAAGAGGAGAAGGAGCCACGAGGUCAACGACCGGACGCCGCGUUCGAUCUGCGGCCUCCAACUGUGCCACGCGGAGGAGACAUCACUGAAGAUCUUCGUACUGAGCGGCAGGAGCCAGAGCCCCCUCACAUUAAAGAGGAAGUGGAGGACGAAGAGGUCCACCACAUCAAAGAGGAAGACGAUCCCAUUUUGAUUAAAAAAGAGGAAGAGGAAGCAUGUCCCCACAUCAAAAAGGAAGAGGAGAUCACCACCAAGACUGGUGUCCCUUUGAAGAGCGAAGCUGAAGGUCAAAGUGAGAAGAGCAGAGGGGCGGAGCCUCCAACCACCAGCUCAAGUCAACACAUGACAACAGAAGGGGAUGGAGACCACUGUGGAGGAUCACAAGCAUUGUCAGAUAGGGACGAGAUGACGGCACAUCAUCCUCACACUGAUGAUGAUAAACAGUCUGAACGUUAUAUGACAUAUAACACUGAAAACAAACGAUGGAAAUGUUCUCAGUGUGGGAAAUUAUUUGCCAAUAAGAGCAUUUUGAAACAACACGUGAGAACACACACUGGAGAACAACCUUUUUCCUGCUCAGUUUGUGGUCAACGAUUCACUCAGAAGGGAAACUUGAAUAUACAUGCAAGAAAGCACACUGGCGAGAAACCUUUUUCCUGCUCCGUUUGUGGUCAAAGAUUCACUCAGAAGGGAAACUUAGAAAAACACACAAGAACCCACACUGGUGAGAAACCUUUUUCCUGCUCCGUUUGUGGUCAAAGAUUCUCUGUGAAGGGAUAUUUACAAAGUCACACGAGAACCCACACCGGCGAGAAACCUUUUUCCUGCUCAGUUUGCGGUCAAAGAUUCUCUGUGAAGGUCAAAUUAAAAAUACACACUCGAACCCACACUGGUGAGAAACCUUUUUCCUGCUUAGUUUGCGGUCAAAGAUUCACUCAGAAGGGAAACUUAAAAAAACACAUAAGAACCCACACGGGUGAGAAACCUUUUUCCUGCACAGUUUGUGGCCAAAGAUUAUCUGAAAAGGAAAGUUUAAAAAUACACACAAGAACGCACACUGGUGAGAAACCUUUUUCCUGCUCAGUUUGUGGCCAAAGAUUCUCUUACAAGUAUCAGGUUCAGACACACAAGUGUGCCGGUGAGAAGAGCAGUGAUCAAGAUGCUUUGAAUGAAAAUGUAAAUGUUUCAUCUCAAAAGUAAUUACAAUGUUACUGACUUACACAAAUCUACACGAUUGCAUUCUGUGUAUCAGCUUUUAUUGUAUCUAUCUUCUUGUUGUCCUCCUAUUUUCUAAAAGCGCCGCGAGUGUUGAGAAUGAACAUUGGUGCCAAAAUACUUGAAAGGGACUCGUUAAAGGUGAGCACAUGGGCACUUAUUCCAUAGUGCUGGACUCCAAAAUGUCGACAGAAAAAAAGUCCUCCAAAAUACUCUGCCAUUUUAGAAUUGUUUACUGAUGAAAUAAGGAUUUUCAGUCAGAUUUUGUCCCGCCCACAUUUUGGACAGACUUGACACGUAACGAGCAGUAGCCGAUUACAUUUCCUCAUUGAGCUUCUCUGUUUCCAUGGUGUAUUUUUUGCUCAUAUGAAAAGUCUGGAUGUAGUUUUUCUUUUUUUUUUUUUUUUUAAUUACACAAUAAUGAUUGAAAAUAGUGAUUCUUCUCUCGCUCUCAUACAGUGCAGAAGCUUUUUUGCUCGCUCUGCUUGGUUCGCUUCUGUUUACAUUUUUUCUUGCUGAUAAGCUUGUUUUUCUUCCAAAAAAUGUUUGAAUCAGCGACUCCUGGAUCUUUUUAAACCUGCUGGACUGUACUUUUUUUGUAGCUAGUCAGUUGUUGCUAUAUUCCAAUAUUUUGUGAUACCCUCUGACCCUUACGUGAGCGUGGCCUGCUAAUUAGCACAAGCCUGCUAUUAGCAACAAGACCAGCAAUCAAGAUGCCUCCCCUUUCCACUGAGGACUAUCACAGACUGCUGCAGAGGAUGUCAAUCCAGGAAACGAAAAUCCACCCUGUUGAAGUGUAUGUUGAUGUAAAUGGACAGUCGGGGAAUGAAACCACUCUACCAAUGUCUCAAAAUGGUGAGCAAAAGUGUGCUAAGAGACAGCCACUGAGCUCAACAAAGAGGACGGAUGUGGACUGUGGAAACGGCAGUGGACCAUCCAGCAGUUCUCCCCUGGAAGUUACUGGGAGCAAAGCAACAUCUAAAAGGGAGGACACAACACCGGCAGAUUCCAGAAGAAUCCAGCUGGCCUGCGUUGCGGGCUGCUUCAACGCCGAGUGAGCGGCCGUGGACGGUCGCGACAGUGAAGGGCGAGAAAAAAGGCUUACAAAUAGAUAUGAGGCCCGAUUACAAGACCCUGGCCAAGAAUGCUCAUCCCCCACCGCCCCUGAAAGGUGUGAAACUAAAUCAUACAAGAACAAAAUGGCACCCCAAACAUUAAUAGUUGGUGAUGGAGCUGUCAAGGAUGUGGAAUGUGCUUGCAGUGAGAACACCACCAAAGUACUGUGUUUCACCAACGACAUGGUGUCUGAUAUCUCCAAAAUAAAAUAAAAAAGAAUCCUGGAGAGCACUAAUCAGCACUGUAUGCCGUUUUAAUUGUAUUUUUAUUUGAUUUUUUCCUCCUUGUUUUAAAUGUUUA
Molecule: messenger RNA, 2802 nt
Organism: Phycodurus eques (leafy seadragon)
Lineage: Eukaryota; Metazoa; Chordata; Actinopteri; Syngnathiformes; Syngnathidae
Product: zinc finger protein OZF-like
Exons: 4
Coding region: 124-1371 (415 amino acids)
Biological process (GO): regulation of transcription by RNA polymerase II
Cellular component (GO): nucleus
Molecular function (GO): RNA polymerase II cis-regulatory region sequence-specific DNA binding; DNA-binding transcription factor activity, RNA polymerase II-specific
Source: RefSeq, a predicted model, not a curated record